AUGGAUAUAGUUCAGUUAAAAGAUGUAAAAACAAUUCAAGAUAUUAUUCAUGUUUAUCCAGAUAAAAUAAAGAAUGAAUCAAUUCCAUUAAUUAUUGACAAUGGUUCAUACAAUUGCCGGGUUGGUUGGGCAAUAGAAAAUGAGCCUCAAUUGAUAUUCAAAAAUUUAAUCGCCAAACCACGUAAAGAACGUGGUAAAAAAGACGGAGAAGUACAGGUGGGUAAUGACAUAACAAAUAUCGAGUCAGUGCGUUUUCAAUUGAAAACCCAGUUUGAUCGUAAUAUUGUAACGCAUUUGGAAGCUCAAGAACAAAUAUUUGAUUACACUUUCACUCAUAUGGGCAUUGAUACUGAAGGCUGCGUUAAUCAUCCUAUUUUACUUUUUGAAUGCUACAGUGUUCCAUCAAUAGCUUACGGUAUCGACUGUCUUUUUUCAUAUCAACAUAACAAUUGUCCUCCUGAUGGGCUCAUUAUUAAUGUCGGGUAUCAUACAACACAUGUGAUACCUAUCAUCGAUGGUAAAGUUGAUACUGUAAAUUCACGUAGAAUAAAUGUUGGAGGGUUUCAUGUUAUAUCAUACAUGCACAGAUUAUUACAACUUAAAUAUCCUGUUCAUGUUAAUGCUAUUACACCUAGUAGGUCUGAAGAAAUAGUACAUGAAUACUCAAGCAUUGCACUUGAUUAUCAAGAUGAAAUAACAAAAUGGUCAGACCCAGAUCACUAUGACGCAAAUGUGUUAAGAAUACAAUUGCCGUACGUAGCGCCAGCAACAACACCUGGUUUGACAGCAGAGCAGCAAAAAGAGCGAAAACGGGAAUUGGCACGUCGUUUGAUGGAGAUGAAUGCUCGCAAACGAGAAGAAAGACUAGCUGAAGAUGAAGAGCAGCUCAAUCAAUUGCUGGCGAUUCAAGAUUUAGUGGAAGAAGGCGAGCUCGAGGAAUUUCAACAGGCUAUUAAAUCAUUUAAUUUAACAAACGAGGCUGAGUUAACUAAAAUGAUUAAUAAUUUGCAAGCCAAAGUUGAAAAAACUAGACAAAAAAUAGUCGCUGCUAACUCUCAAGAAGAUAAUGUUGGUACUGAAGAACAAAAACCUAAAAUAAAACCCAGUUUUCAGCCAAAAGAUCAAGCUGAGUUUGACGAAUGGAUAUCUAGUUUAAGGAAAAGACGACAAGAAAUAUUAGAUAAAAAAUCAGCCAAGCGGCAACGUAGGCAAGACAUGGCUAAACGUAGAACAGCUGCUGCACAAGAGAGAAUGCGUAUAAUAAGUCAGUUAGCGAGGAAAGAAAAACGUGACGACGAUUUUGGAAUGAGAGACGAAGACUGGGACGUGUAUAAAGCUAUUAAUAGAGAAGGUGGCGAUUCAGAUUCCGAGUUGGAGCAGGAACGGCUCCUGGAAGUUGAAGAAAUUUUACGUCAACACGAUCCCGAGUUUGACGGUCCAGGUUCUAACACACCGGUGAUACCUGGAGAAACUCAUCAGUUGCACGUUGGAUUGGAGCGCAUACGCGCAACAGAAGUGCUUUUUCAACCUUCGAUGAUCGGAUUGCUAGAAGCUGGUAUUCCCGAGACGAUAGACUUUGUGUUGAAGCUUUAUUCACCAGAAGUACAAUCACUGCUUGUGUGCAAUGUAUUUUUAACUGGCGGAACCGCCAAAUUUCCGGGUUUGCUCGGACGUUUAAAUCGCGAGUUGCAGGAGAUAAGGCCAUUUAAGUCGGAUUUUAAAAUUAGUAUAGCUAAAAAUCCGAGUCUCGACAGUUGGUACGGAGCACGUGACUUUGGUAUUAAUGAUAAUUUACCCGAAUUUUUGGUAACGCGUCAAGAGUACGACGAAAAGGGCGGUGAAUAUUUAAAAGAACACUCGGCGAGUAAUAUUUACACAAAAUCACCAGAUCCGUUGCCGCUCGUACAACCAAUUCUUGUUUCUGAACAAAUGGUAGUCGAGGAUGCUGCUGUCAACAUCGAGAUUGAAUAA
Cotesia congregata is the source of this 1971-nucleotide messenger RNA. Lineage: Eukaryota; Metazoa; Arthropoda; Insecta; Hymenoptera; Braconidae. The record is from the annotation of a GenBank genome assembly.